AUGGCGGCCACCACCAUGAUCCUCCUCCUCCUCUACUGUUGCUUCUGCAACGUCUUCUUCCUCCCCUCGUCGGCUGCUUCCUCCGACGACUUCCUCCAGUGCCUCACCCGGAGUAUACCGGCGGAGCAGGUGUACACGCAGAGCUCGAGCGCCUUCAUGUCGGUGCUGACCUCGUCCGUGCAGAACCCCGAGUUCGUGACGAACGCCACGGUGCGGCCGCUCUGCAUCAUCGCGGCCUCCGGCGUGUCCCACGUCCAGGCCGCCGUGCGGUGCGGCCGCCGGAACGGCGUCCGCCUCCGCGUGCGCAGCGGCGGGCACGACUACGAGGGGCUGUCGUACCGGUCGGUGCGCGCCGAGGUGUUCGCCGUGCUCGACCUCGCCAGGAUGCGCGCCGUGCGCGUCCGCGCCGGCGACGCCACGGCGUGGGUGGACUCCGGCGCCACGCUCGGGGAGCUCUACUACGCCAUCGGGACGGUCAACCCCGGGUUCGCGUUCCCCGGCGGCGCGUGCUCGACGGUCGGCGUCGGGGGUUACCUCAGCGGCGGCGGCAUCGGGUUGAUGAUGCGCAAGUUCGGGAUCGGGGCGGACAACGUGCUCGACGCCAUGAUCGUCAACGCGGACGGCGAGCUCCUCGACAGGGGCCGCAUGGGGGAGGAUCUCUUCUGGGCGAUCCGCGGCGGCGGAGGCGAGAGCUUCGGCGUGGUGGUGUCGUGGCGGCUGAAGCUCUCGAUGGUCCCGUCCACGGUGACGGUGUUCAACAUCGCCAAGACCACCGACAACGGCGCCGCCGCCGCCGCGCUCGCCAAGUGGGAGACGCUGGUGCUGGAGCCGUUCCUCCCGGAGCUCACCAUCCGCGUCGUCCUGCAGGGCCGGACGGCGCUGUUCCAGAGCCUCUACCUCGGCGGCUGCUCCCGCCUCGCCGCCACCAUGCGCGCCUACUUCCCAGAGCUCGGCAUGACGGCCGCCGACUGCCACGAGCUCACCUGGCUCCGCGCCAUGGCGUUCAUCAGCCUCGGCAGCGCCGACGCGGCGCCGGAGGGGAUGCUGAGGCGUACCAACAACCUCGGCACCUACGUCAAGAGCAAGUCCGACUACGUCCGCCGCCCCAUGGGCGCCGCCGCGUGGGACGCCCUCUUCAGCCGAUGGCUCGCCGGCAACGGCAACGGCAUCCUCAUCCUGGAGCCCCACGGCGGCGUGGUGGGCUCCGUGGUGCCGGACUUCGUCACCCCGUACCCGCACCGCGCCGGCGUGCUGUACAACAUCCAGUACGGGGUGUUCUGGUGGGGGGACGCGGACGGCGCGGCGGCGAGGCGGUGGCUGGAGGCGCUGUACGCGGCGAUGGAGGCGGCGGUGAGCAGCAACCCGAGGGAGGCGUUCGCCAACUACAGGGACCUGGACAUCGGCGAGAACGUGGUGGGCGGCGACGGCGUGACGACGUACGAGAGCGCGAGGGCGUGGGGGGAGAGGUACUUCAUGGGGAACUUCCGGCGGCUGGCGGCGGUGAAGGGGAAGGUGGAUCCCGGCGACUACUUCCGGAACGAGCAGAGCAUCCCGCCGCUUCUCCUGCCCUAUUAG
Messenger RNA from Oryza brachyantha (malo sina), 1575 nucleotides. Its product is annotated as berberine bridge enzyme-like Cyn d 4. The transcript has a single exon. Gene Ontology annotation, molecular function: oxidoreductase activity; FAD binding. The record is from RefSeq and is a predicted model, not a curated record. The coding region runs from base 1 to 1575 and encodes 524 amino acids. NCBI's taxonomy places the organism in Eukaryota, Viridiplantae, Streptophyta, Magnoliopsida, Poales, Poaceae.